This is a messenger RNA of Callorhinchus milii (elephant shark), 1490 nucleotides long. Its product is annotated as steroidogenic acute regulatory protein, mitochondrial. Lineage: Eukaryota; Metazoa; Chordata; Chondrichthyes; Chimaeriformes; Callorhinchidae. The transcript has 7 exons. The record is from RefSeq and is a predicted model, not a curated record. The coding region runs from base 37 to 957 and encodes 306 amino acids. Gene Ontology annotation, cellular component: mitochondrial intermembrane space; mitochondrion. Gene Ontology annotation, biological process: regulation of steroid biosynthetic process; steroid biosynthetic process; intracellular cholesterol transport. Gene Ontology annotation, molecular function: cholesterol transfer activity; cholesterol binding.
CUGGCCUUCAUGUGGAGAGUAUAAAGGCAGAGCUCAAUGGCACUGGAGCUCAGAAACAAAGCAACACAUCCUCUGAAAACCAUGUUACCAGCAAUGUUUAAAUUGUGCUGUGGAAUCUCACACCAACAUUUCAGGAACAUGACAGGAUUGAAACAAACUGCUGUAGCUGCUCUUGGGCACGAGAUGACAAGAAUGAAAAUUAAAGAGGAGCUUCAUUCAAGCACUUGGGGUGGACUUACUCAGAGGAAUGAUUCCCUUGCUGCCAUCAGGGUGGAAAAUCAAAGACCAGAAAUAAACCCAGCACUAAACACAGAAGAGCUGUCCUACAUUAAGCAAGGCAAAGAAACGUUACAGGAAGCACUGAGCAUUUUAAAGCAGAAAGAUGGAUGGAUAGCAGAAAUCAAAGAGGUGAAUGGCGACAAUGUAAUGAGCAAAGUUGUACCUGGAAGCGGGAAGGUCUUCAAAUUGGAGCUGGUUCUGGAUGCAUCUAUGGAACAGGUGUAUAAAGAGCUCUAUGAAAAACUGGAAGAAAUGAACACAUGGAAUCCAAGCAUUAAGCAAGUGAAGAUUCUCCAGAAGAUUGGCAAGGAAACCAUAGUUACUCAUGAAAUCAUGGGAGAGACGGCAGGAAACAUUAUUGGAACAAGAGACUUUGUCAGCGUGAGGCACUGCUGGAGAGAAGGAUCCUUCUGCUACUUGGUUGGUACAGCCACAGAAUCCAAGUUCAUGCCACCGCAGAAAGGCUGUGUAAGAGCUGAAAUUCGACCCUCCUGCAUUGUCCUGCAUCCUGCAGAAACUAACAAUAAUAAAACACAGUUUACUUGGCUUCUCAGCAUGGAUCUUAAGGGAUGGUUGCCAAAGUCCCUCAUUAAUCAAGCACUCUCACAGGCACAAGUGGAUUUUGCACAUCAUUUACGGGAUCAGCUCACCAUCAGUUCAUCAUCUGUGCUGCAGUGAAUCCAUUGGCAGGAAGAAGCACAAUCAAAUGUGAAGGCAACCGCAAGAAAGCAUCAUAUAAUUUAUGGGACUGAUAUGCCGGAUACCAAACAGUUCUCUGUUGCAUUGGACCAAAGCUUGUCUCUAGGUUGGCUGUUUCAUUCGACAUUUGAGAUAAACUAUUUACAUAUCCAGUGUUUAAAUUGCACAUUGCCCAACCACUGUGUGGAAAGAAUACCUUUGUACAAAUUGUGGAAGUUGCACAGAUAUAUUUGUUUUGUACUACUGCUAGAUAUUACAGUCAUGAUUCCAAUGGAUAUCAGUGCACUAUAUUUCAAGAAUUAUAUUAAUAUUUCAUAAUUUAUAAGCACUUUCUGAAGUACACAAUCCGAAUACUGAUUUCCAGCAUCUGUAGUUACAAAUCAAUGAUACAUGAAUUACUGCUAUUUUUGUGAAUAAUAUUGUUAUUUAUCUUUGGUAACUUGAAUGAUGUGCCAGUAAACUAUUGUUAAUGCUGCACCAUUGUGUUUGUUUGUUGUUUCAAUACAUUAAAA